CUCGACGGGCUCCUUCGCGAGAAGCGGAAGAGCAUUGCGUCCCCUUCGACUCUGUGUUGACCAAAAGGGAUAGUCUCGUCUCAAUAUGAGUGUCCACACGGUCAUGCGGACACAAGUCCGUUCCCUCGCUGGCAUGCCGAAAGCCGCAAUGCGGCCACUUGGCAAUUCUUUUUGCGCGCGAAGAUACCUAUCAGCGGCUCCCCUUCGGUCAAUUCCUGCCGCUCCCACUCGGUUACCGUUGAACAGGAGAUGGGAGCCGAAAAGGCACUCUUCUUCUGCUACUGCGGCUGCAGUACUCGAGCAGGCCGCCGCGCAACCGGAGACGCUUUCACAAGACGCAAUCAUUGAAAGUAUGGAUCCUGCCGAAGCUGCGAGAAUAUCUAAAGUCCGAAAUAUUGGUAUUGCGGCUCAUAUUGACAGCGGUAAAACCACGUCGACUGAACGAGUCCUUUUCUACACCGGACGCAUCCAGGCCAUCCAUGAAGUUCGGGGACGUGACUCCGUCGGAGCCAAGAUGGACUCUAUGGAUCUCGAACGUGAGAAAGGAAUUACCAUCCAGUCUGCCGCGACAUUCUGCGACUGGGUCAAGAAGGAGAACGGGAAGGACGAGAAAUACCACAUCAACUUGAUCGAUACACCUGGACAUAUUGACUUUACGAUUGAGGUCGAGAGAGCUCUACGUGUCUUGGACGGUGCUGUCUUGAUCUUGUGCGCUGUCUCUGGCGUCCAAUCGCAAACCAUUACCGUCGAUCGACAGAUGCGACGCUACAAUGUUCCGCGUAUCUCGUUUAUCAAUAAGAUGGACCGUAUGGGAUCUAAUCCCUUCAGGGCUAUUGAACAGAUUAAUCAGAAACUAAAGAUGCACGCCGCGGCCGUCCAAGUGCCCAUUGGGCUCGAGGACGAAUUCAAGGGUGUUGUUGACAUCAUCCGCAUGAAGGCUAUUUAUAACGAAGGUCCUCGGGGUGAAAUGGUUGUCGAAAAGGAUGAGAUCCCGGCCGAUGUGCGCCCAGUGGCAGAAGAGCGGAGGAGAAUGCUGAUCGAAACUCUGGCCGACGUUGACGAUGAUAUUGCCGAACUCUUCUUGGAAGAGAAGGAGCCAACGGUUGAGCAACUCAAGGCCGCUAUAAGGCGGGCAACUAUUGCCCGGACGUUCACCCCAGUUUUCAUGGGAUCCGCUCUGGCAGACAAAGCCGUACAGCCUAUGCUCGAUGGUAUUUGCGAUUAUCUUCCGAAUCCGGCCGAAAUUGAGAACUUGGCACUCGACCAAAAACGCAACGAGGCUUCCGUCAAGCUUGUUCCAUAUAACUCUUUGCCCUUUGUCGGCCUGGCCUUCAAACUUGAAGAAAGCAAUUUUGGCCAACUCACCUACAUACGUGUCUAUCAGGGUACCCUUCGAAAAGGAACCAACGUAUUCAAUGCCCGAAAUAACAAGCGGAUCAAGGUCCCUCGCAUUGUCCGUAUGCAUUCAAAUGAAAUGGAAGAGGUUUCUGAAAUCGGUGCUGGUGAGAUCUGCGCCGUAUUUGGCGUCGACUGUGCUUCCGGAGACACGUUCACCGAUGGCCAACUGAACUACUCGAUGUCUUCUAUGUUUGUGCCUGAGCCUGUCAUUUCCCUGUCUAUCAAACCUAAAAACUCCAAGGAUCUUGCCAAUUUCUCCAAGGCUAUCAACAGAUUUCAACGUGAAGACCCCACAUUCCGUGUUCACUUCGACACCGAGAGUGAAGAGACAAUUAUUUCUGGAAUGGGUGAGCUACACUUGGAUAUUUAUGUUGAACGUAUGCGUCGUGAGUACCGCGUCGAUUGCGAAACCGGAAAGCCUCAGGUCGCGUACCGUGAAACGAUUGGCAAGCGUGUUGAGUUUGAUCACUUGCUUAAGAAACAAACUGGCGGACCUGGUGAAUAUGCUCGUGUUGCCGGUUGGAUGGAACCUACUGGGAACUUGGAUGGCAACAACUUCGAGGAGCAGAUCACUGGAGGCAGCAUUUCCGAGAAGUUCUUGUUUGCUUGCGAGAAAGGUUUCGGCCUGGCUUGUGACAAGGGCCCAUUAAUCGGCCACAAGGUCCUCGGUACCAGAAUGGUUAUCAAUGACGGUGCCACACAUAUGACUGAUUCGUCCGAAAUGUCCUUCAAGAAUGCCACUCAGCAAGCUUUCAGGAAAGCGUUUAUGGACAGUCAGCCACACAUUCUUGAACCCCUCAUGAAGACUGUCAUUACCGCUCCAUCAGAAUUCCAGGGUGAUGUUAUCGCCUUGUUGAACAAGCGCAAUGCUAUUAUUAACGAUACCGAGACUGGCGUUGAUGAAUUCACCGUCUACGCCGACUGUAGUUUGAAUGGAAUGUUCGGGUUUAGUACCCAUUUGCGCGCUGCUACCCAGGGCAAGGGAGAGUAUACCAUGGAGUUCAGCCAUUACGAAAAAGCUCCUGGUCACUUGCAGAAGGAGCUUAUUGCCGAGUAUGAGAAAGCACAAGCUGCCAGACAUAAGAAAUAAGCUGCAUCCGCUUUUAUUUCUCGUUGAAUACUCUGAGCAGGUCUUCGUUUACCUGCGACGGACAAGUUCCCAGCCGGGCUUUGUCUCACGACCAGCCAUGGUUCCGAAAUAUCCUCAGAGCCUGAAACCAUCUGCUUCUCUUUCAAGCCAGCUCCACUAUGGUGGAAGUUAUGUUUGUUUUUGAAUAUCUCGAUGCACUGUACAUGUACAACUUCACUUACCCUUCCAUCUGCUGUAUUUAUACCGUGCAAGGCUUUCUUUUUGGGCAAAAAUGAUGGGGAUACAGGCGAAAUGUUUUGCAAGGGUCAUGUUCUCUGUUUCCGUAUGUCUCCCAUUUGGCGUGCAGUCGCCCUAGACACUUUUUUUGGCUGUGUAAUGAAUCGGUAUAGACUCGCAAGAUUGCUUAUAUCUUCUGUUUAUAA
This is a messenger RNA of Coccidioides immitis RS, 2910 nucleotides long. Its product is annotated as elongation factor G, mitochondrial. Bases 86 to 2488 code for a protein of 800 amino acids. Gene Ontology annotation, cellular component: mitochondrion. Gene Ontology annotation, molecular function: GTP binding; GTPase activity; translation elongation factor activity. The transcript is spliced from 4 exons. The record is from RefSeq and is a predicted model, not a curated record. Gene Ontology annotation, biological process: mitochondrial translational elongation. NCBI's taxonomy places the organism in Eukaryota, Fungi, Ascomycota, Eurotiomycetes, Onygenales, Onygenaceae.